This is a messenger RNA of Cuscuta epithymum, 1091 nucleotides long. The record is from the annotation of a GenBank genome assembly. Lineage: Eukaryota; Viridiplantae; Streptophyta; Magnoliopsida; Solanales; Convolvulaceae.
UGGUAAAUCACAUGCCCAAGAUCUGCAAUAACCUAGCCCUACUUCGCUUGUAUUUAUAUCGUUUGUCUUCAGUUUGCCGGUUUUUCUCUACCGCUCAUAUCUCACCAGACGGUCGUCCGCAGUCUUCACCCCGCAGUUCGUCUAAUAUACUGAGGUUAGUCGAUCAGAUUCCGGCUGGAACAGUUAUGGCAGUCGGUUCAGCUUAUAUAUAUAGGAUUAUGGUUUAACUGUAUUUGGUUUUGAUUAAUUGAUUAGGUAAGCAGAGGUCGAAGCAACUCCAAUGGCCCCGAAAGGUGAUGUUACUAAAAAGGCUGACCCAAAGGUACAGGCUGCAAAAGUCGCCAAGGCAGUGAAAGGUGGGACUACCUUCAAGAAGAAGGGAAAGAAAAUCCGCACCAAAGUCACUUUCCACAGGCCAAGAACAUUUAAAAAGGAAAGGAACCCUAAAUACCCCCGGAUUAGCGCUACUCCUAGGUGCAAGCUUGACCAUUUCCAAAUUCUUAAAUAUCCUUUGACAACAGAGUCUGCAAUGAAGAAGAUUGAGGAUAACAACACCCUUGUUUUCAUUGUUGAUAUCCGUGCUGACAAGAAGAAAAUUAAGAAUGCGGUCAAGAAAAUGUAUGAAAUUGAGACCAAGAAGGUCAACACUUUGAUCAGGCCUGAUGGUACCAAGAAAGCAUAUGUGCGAUUGACUGCAGAUUUUGAUGCAUUGGAUGUUGCAAACAAGAUUGGAAUCAUCUAAACCCAAAACUGUAAUCUGUUGCAGCCCCAAGUCUGAAAUUGAAAGUUUUGUUACUUGUUUUGGAGUUGGUAGCUUGAGAGUUGCCCCUGUAGUAUUUCAGAGGCGUUUAAUCUGUUUAUUUCUGAAUUUUGAUUUGGCAGUGUCAUGUUAUUUUGGAGAUUAUGAACUUAAAUUGGUACAUUUAUUUAAUCUUCAUUUAGUUUUUUUUAAUAUGUUUUUGAAAAAGCACUUGGCGGCUUAACUUAAACAAUCUGAAAUUGUUGUUUUCAAUACGUGCUACUUGUGCUUAAAUAACUAAAAGCUAAAAGUUUGUAUAUACUUUUGUAAAUAAGCUCAACCUCAGGUCCUC